Messenger RNA from Cryptomeria japonica (Japanese cedar), 1494 nucleotides. RefSeq lists its product as uncharacterized. The record is from RefSeq and is a predicted model, not a curated record. Lineage: Eukaryota; Viridiplantae; Streptophyta; Pinopsida; Cupressales; Cupressaceae. The transcript has 7 exons. Bases 261 to 1043 code for a protein of 260 amino acids.
AUUCUUCAAAUUAGUUUUCUAAAAUCGUUCAAAUCCACCGACUCAUAAAUAUCCUUAUCGUGUAUUAGCCACCACAAUUGAUACCUAAAUCACAGCUUCCGAGCAGCGGUGAGAAUUUGAGCUUGCAAUUGGCAAGUGUGUUAUUUCUUCGUUUGAGGAGUCUGAGGACGGCGCUGCUGUUCUGAACGCUGGUGUUCAGAAUUUUUCACAUUCUGCCUUUUUUCCUAAGUGUUUGCCAGCAGUCGGAUACUAUUAAUACCAUGGGAAGUUUACCACCACUCACUGCUGAUGCAAUUGCACUUACUGAAAAGAAAAUGGACAUGACACUUGAUGACAUCAUCCAAAUGUCAAAGAAAACUAAGCCAAAGACAAGGAAGCAGCGAACCUCGAAUAAGAGCCAGCGACCUUUUCCAAACAAAUAUGGUGCAAGGGAUGGUGCGUCCAAAGCCCACGUCCAACAAUCAGUGGCUGCAAGAUCUUCAGCUCUUAGACAGGCAAAGCUUGCGGAGAUGAGGUCAAGGAAUGGAAAUAAUCAGUUUCCAGCUGUGAAAGAAGCAGCAAGAAGGAUAGCUGUUGCAAGAUCCGUCCAGUGGAACAAGAGAAGGAAUGCACAAUUUUCUGUACCAAUUAACAGGCCAUUACCAAUGGUUUCUUUUGCUAACAAGGUCAAUGGAACAGUUAAACAGAGGCCACAAACCCUUGAUUCCCUUUUCGCAAAUAUGAAAGAGCAGCGGCUGAGGGCACAGGCUCAGGCUGGUGGAAGGCAGAAUGGUGUAAGGCAGGUUGGUGGGAGGCAAAAUGGCGGGAGGCAGGUUAUUGGGAGGCAAAAUGGUGGGAGGCCGAUUGGUGGGAGGCAAAAUGGUGGGAGGCCAACAAACUUCGCGAACAAACAGACAAAUUUUGGAAAUCAAAAUGGUGGGAGGCCAACAAACUUCGCGAACAAACAGACAAAUUUUGGAGAAUUUGGUGGUUAUCAAAGAAAUCGUCAAGGGAACUUUGGUGGUUAUCAAAGAAAUUUUCCACCACGUCAGAGAUCAAACUAGCUUGGAUGGGCAUCAACCGCCACCACUGAUAUUAUUUUGUUGAAACAAAAUGGAUGCCUCUGUUUUUGAUUGAGGUGCUCUUCAAAUUCCACUGUGCGAGCUGCUGAGUUUCUAGCUUCAUUUUGGAGAAUUUUUUAGACUGAUAUAGUUUGACCUUAUUAAUGGAGGAUAUUUGUCAGGGAUUUUGGUUUUGGUGAUUGUAAGGCGGUUCAUUCUUGAAGUUUCCAUAUGAAAGUCUUAACACUGCACUGGCAAGUUAAAAAUUGCGAAGUUGGAAAGUUGAACCAGCAAAAUUGCCUGUCGUUGCUGUAUAUAUUGCUUUUUAUUAUAUAUCCUAUUACCUUAUUUUUACAGUUGAUGUAUUGAUGCUGCAAAAUCACUUAUAAAUCUCAAGAAUAAUCAUUGUUAGCAGAUGCUUUCAUUGUAAUAUUCAAAAUUUUUUGCCUGUUUU